GAAUGGGUGCGAGACCUCCCAUAAGCAGCUGAGUCUGUUCUGGCUUCGCUGGGCCCGGCUGCUCGGGUCCGGCGUAAUGGAGCCGGGCCUGCUGUCCUGUCCCUUGCUCAGUGCGCAGCAUUUCUGGACAGAUGGGUACCAGCAUCCCCAGUCUCUGCGGUCUGGGUGGUGUCGGCAGAGGGUCGUGAGGGAGCCUUAGGAGUAAGUGGGGGCUCCUGUGCGGGAUUGUGGGGGAGUGUAAUCUGUGUGGAAGAUGAAGAUUAGGACACUGGACCUAUGACUGCCUCGCUCUCGCCCUAAAAGAUCGCCAUACUUCAUUCAGUGUCUCAGGGCGCAACUAUACAGAGCACCUGUGACUCUCAGUUUUAAAAAAAGCAAGGCAGAGAAGCAGCCAGACGCGGUCUCAAGGAGCUGAGACCACUUGAUUGGAACAGCGAGGGGCUCUUUUCCGGGAUGAAGGAGUCAGUGAGCUUUGAGGAUGUGGCUGUGAAGUUCACGCAGGAGGAGUGGGCUGUGCUGGAUCCAUCCCAGAAGGAGCUGUACAAAGAUGUGAUGCAGGAAACCCUGAGGAACCUGGCUUCUAUAGGAAACAAGUCGGACAAUCAGAUGGUUGUAAAUGAGUAUGAAAAUCUCUGGAGAAAACUAAGCAGCCAACUGGUGGAAAAGUUCAAUGAAGAUAAGGAAAGUCAUCAGUGUGCAGAAAUCGUCAGCUACAAUCCGGGGCAGUCUGUGAACCUGAAUUCUUGUCCAGGACUUGCCCUAUGUGAAGAAGGUAAAAUUGGUCAUUCAUCUCUGGGUGUGCCGCUGAACCAUCCGGUAGGACACAAACCUAAUGACGGCCAGGAACAUGGACAGACACUGUAUAAAGCUCAGGAGUUUGGGAACAGCUCCAUUUCUCCUCAGUCCCUGCAGAUACAUAAAAGCACUCACACCAGAGAGAAACCUUCCAAAAAUAAGGACCAUAAAGGAGAUCUUUCUUGCCUCAGAUCAGAUCAAAGGUCUGAAGAACACGACCACCGUGCACAGAAGUCUUAUGUGUGCAAGGAGUGUGGGAAAGACUUCACCGAUCCUAGUUCUUUACACAGACAUGAAAAGACUCACAGUGCAAAAAAGCCCUAUGUGUGUGAACGGUGUGGGAAAGGCUUUGCUCGAUUAGUUUACCUUUCAAAACAUAAGAUGAAUCCAACUUGUGAGACGGCUUUUGUGUGCACUCACUGUGGGAAAACUUUCAGUACUUCUGCUACCCUUCGGAGACAUACAAAAAUUCACAGUGGUGUGAAACCCUAUGUAUGUAAGCAGUGUGGGAAGGCCUUCCCCGUUUCCCGUUACCUUAAAACACACGAACUAACUCAUACCCGCGAAAAAUCUUACGUAUGUAAGCAGUGUGGGAGCGCCUUUCCAUUUUGGAGUCAGUGUCAGAAACAUAAAAUAACUCACAGUGGUGUGAAUCCCUAUGUCUGUAAGCAGUGUGGGAAAGGUUUUCCUUACUUCACCUCCCUACAGUCACACGAGAGGAUUCACACUGGUGAGAAGCCUUAUGUGUGUCAGCACUGUGGGAAAAGCUUUGCUCAUUUUGGUAACCAUAAAAGACAUGAAAGAAUCCAUGCCAGUGAGAGACCCUACGUUUGCAAGCAAUGUGGGAAAACUUUCAAUGACUACGGUUCCUUUCAGUUCCACAAUAAAAUGCACACCGGAGAGAAACCCUACCAAUGUAAGCAGUGUGGGAAGGAUUUAGCUUCUUUGUCCUCCCUUCAGAGCCACGAAAGAAAUCACUGUGGAGAGAAACCCUAUGCGUGUUUGCAGUGCGGGAAAGCCUUCAGUUUUAAGAGCUCUCUUCGAAAGCAUAAAAUAAUGCACAGUGAGGAAAAACCCUUCGUAUGCAAGCAGUGUGGCAAAGCCUUUCGCCAUUUUUAUUUGCUUCGAGUGCAUGAACGAGUCCACAGCAGCGAGAGGCCGUACCAGUGCAAGCAUUGUGACAAAGCCUUUCAUUUUUCUUAUUAUCUUAAAAAACAUGAACGAAUCCACAGCAGUGAGAGACCGUAUCAGUGUGAGCAGUGUGGCAAAACCUUUUGUUAUUCUAGUUAUCUUAAAAAACAUGAGAAACGAAUCCACAGCGGUGACAGACCCCAUCAGUGUAAUCAAUGUGGGAAAGCCUUUCAAUCUUCUGAUCAGGUUAGAAAGCAUGAGCGUGUCCACACUAAAGUCAGACCCCAUAAGUGUAAGAUGUGUGGGAAAGUCUCUAUAUUUCCUGGUCAACUUCAUGCUUGUGACAGACCUUAUUUAUGUAAGCAAUGUGGGAAAGAAUUUCUGUCUCCAUAUCGCUUGCGAAGACACGUGCUAACUCAUAGCAGAACAAAGAAGGGUGUGUGUAAUAAUGUGAAAAAGUCUCUCACAGAAAUCAAACCAAAGGAGAGCAAAACAGAUUAGGUUGCAAAGUGGGAAUAUGGCAAACAAGUCAUACUGGAGAAAAGCUACUCUUUCGAAUCAAUGUGGCUUUUAGAGUUAAAAGUUCCCUUCAGAUACAUGGAAGCAGCCCUCUGGAGAAAAGCUGCAAGCAAUGUGAUAAAGUCUUCUGAGUUCUUUUCAUUGUGGAGAUGUGAAAUAGCUCACACUGGAGAGAAAUCCUUAUACACGCUCUGUGGAAAGCCUUUAGUUCUUAAGAGACCCUCAUUUGACAUUGUAGUAGUCACUGUGGAGAGAAACCCUUCAUACAUGUGUGGUGGUUGAAUAAGAAUGUCCCCCAUAGGCUCAUAUAUUUGAAUGCUUAGUCACCAGAAAGUGGAGCUGUUUGAAAGGAUUAGAAGGAUUGGAAGUUAUCACCCUGUUGGAUUAGAAGUAACCUUCUUGGAGGAAUUGUGCCAUUAGGGGUAGGCUUUGGGAAUUCAAGAGCCCACUCCAGAUCCACUCUCUCACCCUCUCUCUUUCUGUGCCUGUGGAUUAGUAUAGCUCUCAGCUACUGCUCAAGCACCAUGUUCCUAGCCAUGGUGACAGUGGACUAAAUCUCGGAAACUAUAAGCAGCCCCCAUUAAAUGCUUCUUCAUAUAA
Molecule: messenger RNA, 3045 nt
Organism: Rattus rattus (black rat)
Lineage: Eukaryota; Metazoa; Chordata; Mammalia; Rodentia; Muridae
Product: zinc finger protein 878-like
Exons: 4
Coding region: 454-2427 (657 amino acids)
Biological process (GO): negative regulation of transcription by RNA polymerase II
Molecular function (GO): DNA-binding transcription repressor activity, RNA polymerase II-specific
Source: RefSeq, a predicted model, not a curated record